Messenger RNA from Thalassophryne amazonica, 624 nucleotides. RefSeq names its product gap junction alpha-10 protein-like. Gene Ontology annotation, cellular component: connexin complex. Gene Ontology annotation, biological process: cell communication. The transcript has a single exon. The record is from RefSeq and is a predicted model, not a curated record. Lineage: Eukaryota; Metazoa; Chordata; Actinopteri; Batrachoidiformes; Batrachoididae. Bases 1 to 624 code for a protein of 207 amino acids.
AUGGGUGACUGGAAUUUGUUGGGGAGUGUUUUGGAAGAGGUCCACAUCCAUUCGACCAUGGUUGGGAAGAUCUGGCUCACCAUCCUCUUCGUGUUCCGGAUGCUGGUUCUGGGCGUGGCCGCUGAGGACGUGUGGGAUGAUGAGCAAAGUGAGUUUGUGUGUAACACAGAGCAGCCGGGCUGUAAGAACGUCUGCUACGACCACGUCUUCCCCAUCUCGCUCAUCCGCUACUGGGUCCUCCAGAUCAUCUUUGUGUCGUCUCCGUCUCUGGUCUACAUGGGACACGCCUUGUACCGUUUGAGGAGUCUGGACAAGGAGAGGCACCGGAAGAAAGCGUGUCUGAAGUCGGAGCUGGAGGGGACAGACAUCGAGCUGGAGCAGCACAGGAGAUUUGAGCGGGAGCUGAAAAAACUCGAGGAACAGAAGAAGGUGAGGAAAGCUCCUCUGAGAGGGUCGCUGCUGCGCACGUACAUUUUCCACAUCCUGACCAGGUCUGUGGUAGAGGUGGGCUUCAUUGUGGGUCAGUGCGCUCUGUAUGGCUUUGAACUGUCCCCCCUGUACAAAUUUAAUAAUGAUCUCUUUGCUGCUCUCUUGUGUUUGAAUCACGUGUUAUCUGUUAGCUGA